Colletotrichum orchidophilum is the source of this 663-nucleotide messenger RNA. Its product is annotated as piwi domain-containing protein. Gene Ontology annotation, molecular function: nucleic acid binding. The coding region runs from base 1 to 663 and encodes 220 amino acids. The record is from RefSeq and is a predicted model, not a curated record. The transcript is spliced from 2 exons. NCBI's taxonomy places the organism in Eukaryota, Fungi, Ascomycota, Sordariomycetes, Glomerellales, Glomerellaceae.
AUGGUUGUUGGCUACGAUGUCACUCAUCCUACGAACAUGUCUAACGAAAAAAGCGCAGCGCCCAGCCUGGUCGGAAUGAUUGCAGUGUUGACAAAGACCUCGGACAAUGGCCGGCUGUUGCGUGGGAACAGCCUUUCCGUCAGGAGAUGCUUGGAGAUGAGCUCACAGAGAAGUUCAAGUCUCGCCUCUUGUUAUGGCGUCAGCGAAGGCCAAUUUACCCAGGUCCUCACAACUGAGCUGCCUAUGAUCCGCAAGGCGUGUGACCAGCUCUAUCCGCCCAAGCAGCACCCGAGGCUCUCCAUCAUCGUAUCCGUCGAACAUCAUCAGACGCGCUUCUGCCCUACGUCUGAAGUGUACAUGGAUCAGAAAUCGCGCAACAUCAAAAACGGCACCGUCGUCGACCGCGGUGUCACUCAGGCUUGUUGCUGGGAUUUCUUCUUGACCGCCCACACAGCUCUCAAGUGGACAGCCCGACCUGCUCCCUAUACUGUGCCUUUGGAUGAGAUCAUUAGGGAGAAGUACGGCGUGGGUGACUCGGCUGCGGACCAGUUAGAGAAGCUCACGCGUAACCUCUGCUACCUCUUCGGCCGUGCCACCAAGGCGGUCAGUAUUUGCCCGCCGGCCUACUACGCGGAUAUUUUGUGUGAACGGGCUCGCGUUUAG